Molecule: messenger RNA, 963 nt
Organism: Cotesia congregata
Lineage: Eukaryota; Metazoa; Arthropoda; Insecta; Hymenoptera; Braconidae
Source: the annotation of a GenBank genome assembly
AUGAAGAGAAAGUCGAGUCAUAUUGAAGAAGAAGAAGAGUCUGAUUCGGAAAUUGAUUCUGAAGAAGAGCUCCAGGAUGCUUUUGCGAAAGGAUUGUUGAAACCGGGUUUAAAUAAAGUCAUUGAGAAGACUGUGAAGAAAUCAAUUAAUCAACCUGAAUUGCUGAAAGAAGCAUUAAAUAAACUAAAAUUAGACUUACCAUGGAUAGAAAAAUUAGAUGUGGUAAACGCGCCAGCACCAUUAGCCCCAGAACUAGCAUUACAGCAGCUCGAGCAAGAAGAGCGACGUGCGAAGCAGUUAAAAGGCAACAAAAAAUUAGCGCAGUUGAAACCCACCGAGGAUCCGGUUAUCAAUGACUUCAAGAGGGAGACAAUGUUCCACAGACAGGCUCAAGCUGCAGUGAUGUUCUGUAUGCCUAGAAUAAAGAAACUGGGGAUCCCCACGAUCAGGCCAGAAGAUUAUUACGCUGAAAUGGCGAAAACUGAUGAGCACAUGCACAAAAUCCGGACGACUUUGCAGAAAAAGGAGCAAGCAGUAGCGAGGUCUGAAAAGGUUCGCCAGCUGAGACUCCAGCGCAAGGUCGGAAAGCAGAUGCAGGUAGAAGCCACGUUGAAGAAGCAUGCUGAGAAGAAGCAGAUGCUGGAUGAGGUGAAGAAGUUCCGCAAGGGAGUUCGUAAAGAUCUCAAUUUCUUGGAUGACAAAAAGAAACCGGGCAGUUCUAAUAAGAGUCAUGCUGAGAGGAGGCUCAGCAAUAAGCAGAAGGUUAAAAAUUCCAAGUUUGGGUUCGGUGGGAAGAAACGCGGGACUAAGAUGAACGACCGAGAGAGCUCUGCUGAUAUGUCUGGGUACCAGAGACCUCGAAAAGAUAUUAAAGGCUUGAAGAGAAGGGAUAAAGGUGGGAACAAUAAAAGUCAGAGGCCUGGUAAAAAUCGGCGGGUUCAAAUGAAAAAUAAAAAAAAAUAA